AUGGAUGCUCCUUUUGGGUCUCCUGUCCCCUAUGCCGAACCCCAGUGGUAUUCGCGAGACUGCUCGCCUUACCACAAUGACUCUCACAAGAAGCUCCGGGCGUUUGUUCGGGAGUACGUGGAGAUGGAGCUGAUGCCGUACGCCCAGGAGUGGGAAGAACAAGGCUUUGUCCCUGAUGAAACCAUCAAGAGGUUUGCGAAGAAUGGCUUCUGCGUCAUAGACAGGUCCAAGCCCGAGUAUAUGGGUGGAAUAGGCCUGCCCGCGGGCAUUGCGCCGGAAGAAUGGGACGUCUUCCACACCCUGAUUGUGACAGAUGAGUUGAACAGAGUCGGAUACACUGGACCCAUCUGGGGUCUAAAUGCAGGGAACAGCAUUGGAUGUCCGCCCAUCAUGAAUUUCGGAACUGAGAAGCAGAAACUGGAAUACAUGCCUAAAGUUGCUCGUGGGGAGAUCAGAUUCUGUCUAGGGGUCACUGAGCCAGACGCCGGAUCGGACGUCUCUGGGAUCAAGACCGUAGCAAAGAAAGUUGGUGACCGCUACAUUGUCAACGGAGCAAAGAAAUGGAUAACCAACGGCAUCUGGGCGGACUACUGCACUGCCGCUGUCAGAACUGGUGGACCGGGCCAUGGAGGUAUAUCCUUUCUCAUCAUCCCUUUGACGGCAGAGGGAGUCACCAGGCGACGAAUGUUCAAUUCCGGCGUUCAUGCAAGUGGUUCGACUUUCCUGGAGUUUGCCGAUGUGGAAGUGCCAUUGGAGAACCUUAUUGGCAAGGAGAAUGAAGGGUUCAAGUAUAUCAUGUCAAACUUCAACCCAGAACGGCUCACUCUCGCAAGUGCAUGCAUUAGACUCUCACGCGUUUGCGUAGAAGACGCUUUCAAAUACUCUACUACACGAGAGACGUUCGGCAAACCUUUACUAGCUAACCAGGUCAUCAGGGCAAAGAUCAGUAAAAUGGGCCAGCUCAUCGAGCCCUGCCAGGCAUUUAUGGACCAGCUGGCAUAUACAAUCAAGACCUCCGAGAAAACUGGACGGAAAGUCGAUAUUGGAGGGAUGACUGCCUUGCUGAAAGUGAUGAGCACGCGCUGCUUGGAGAAAGUGUGCAGGGAAGCCCAGCAGAUUAUGGGCGGAGCAGGCUAUAACAAGGCUGGCAAAGGGUCCAGAAUUGAAGCGAUCAGUCGUGAUGUUCGGGUAUAUGUUGUUGGUGGAGGAAGUGAGGAGAUACUGCAGGAUCUCUCUGUGCGGGAGGAGCUCAAGCAUAUGCGUAAAGCCAUGGAAGCUCAGAAGAGAGCCAAGCUGUGA
Messenger RNA from Nannizzia gypsea CBS 118893, 1299 nucleotides. RefSeq names its product acyl-CoA dehydrogenase family member 9. Gene Ontology annotation, molecular function: flavin adenine dinucleotide binding; acyl-CoA dehydrogenase activity. The transcript is spliced from 5 exons. Bases 1 to 1299 code for a protein of 432 amino acids. Lineage: Eukaryota; Fungi; Ascomycota; Eurotiomycetes; Onygenales; Arthrodermataceae. The record is from RefSeq and is a predicted model, not a curated record.